CGCCGAGCGGCCGCGCGGCCCCGAUUCCUGACUGGGCGGCUGCUCGCGGCUUCCGAGCGCCAUGGCCUCCGCCGGGUUGGCGGCCGGGCGACCGGCCGAAGAUGCAAUACCGCCGCCGGCCGAGCCGCCGCUGGCCGAGCCGAAGCCGCCGCCGCCGCCCGUCGCUGCGCCCCAGCAGCCGGCGCCCCGGCCCCCGUCCCCGGCGGGCGCCAAGGAGGACAGCUACUCGUUCCUGCCCCUGGUUCACAACAUCAUCAAAUGCAUGGACAAGGACAGCCCGGACAUCCACCAUGACCUCAACGCCCUCAAGACCAAGUUCCAGGAGACGCGCAAGGUCAUCAGCACCAUGCCCGGCAUCCACCUGAGCCCUGAGCAGCAGCAGCAACAGCUGCACAGCCUCCGCGAGCAAGUCAGGACCAAGAACGAACUUCUGCAGAAGUACAAGAGCCUCUGCAUGUUCGAGAUCCCCAAGGAGUAGCCCGAGAAAGCACGGAAGAGCAAGUGGCCUGCGUGGUUCCUUGAGAAGUGUGGUUCUUUGGACCCCAGCUCUGAACUUUAUAGCCGACUAGGGUGGAGGCUGUUGUGCUUCCUCAGCUGAACUUGACAUUGACUGUGGCGGGGCGGCGGGGCUGGGGCUUCCUUCUCUAUGUCCGUGUGUCACGAUGCACAGUGGCUGGAGGGCCUGCUGGUGGGAAGAAGAUGCAAGAGGGAUGGGCCCACCCUGCCUCUGGGGAGGGGCCAUCUCCGCUUUGCCGCCGGCCUCCCUCCCCUCCCCCCGACAGGAGCAUUGUGUGCCAGGGACACAUCGCUCUGUUAGCAACAGGCUCUGAAGCCUUAGCACGAAGCUCACUGGGCAGGUGAGGCCGGCUCGUGCGGCGUGGGCUUCACGUGGUGAAGGAAGGCUGGGAGAAAGCAGUUUUGAGGACGUUUUCUCCUGAAAUGUUUCCUUUAUGUUUGAGCCAGUGAGUGUAACUGUCCGUGGGGGUCGGCCCCUGCUGGGUGGCCCCUUGUCCAGGUUCCCUGCCACCUCCGUGCUCUUUUCACUUUCAGCUCUUGCUCCCUGUGUCUCCUGUCACCUGCAGGCAUCUCGUUUAGCCAUUUAGUGCCCAAGAGUGGCCAGGCCACCAGACCUCCUGGGCUGGGGGAGUGUCACUUCUGCACAGGCACAGGUGGGCUUCCGGCCGGGCCACAGCCGCCUCCCAGCAUCUCAGGUCCCGAGGUCUUGGUGAAAAGUGUAUUUCUCUCUGGCCGCGCUAAAGAGCCAGCCACGAACACCACUGCUCUGCAGACAGGUUCAUGAUGUACUUUUUGCUCAGGAGGGCGGCUCUAGGUGACAGUUGUGACCGUCCCUGGCCAGGUACAGUUCCCUAAAGGGGGGCAGCCAAGUUCUGGUUCAUAAAAUGUUUACAAACACCCCUAA
Molecule: messenger RNA, 1420 nt
Organism: Eptesicus fuscus (big brown bat)
Lineage: Eukaryota; Metazoa; Chordata; Mammalia; Chiroptera; Vespertilionidae
Gene: MED9
Product: mediator complex subunit 9
Exons: 2
Coding region: 62-478 (138 amino acids)
Biological process (GO): regulation of transcription by RNA polymerase II
Cellular component (GO): mediator complex
Molecular function (GO): transcription coregulator activity
Source: RefSeq, a predicted model, not a curated record